CACAAAUUUCCUCAAUAUGUGGCCUUUUUCGGAACGGCGUGUCCCUCCCUUCAAGUUCCGUCGGAGAACUCUUUGAAGAAGGUUCAAUACCCGAUCCUAUCUACGCACUCUCGAGGACGCUGAUCCUUUGUUCAAAAACAUGACAACUCUCUCCAAGUACAGGCUAUAUCUCAUGGACCUGCCCUUUGAGAUCCGACUGCAUGUAUAUCAGGACGUUUUAGACGCAAGCAGGAUCCAUAAGCCUCGCUUGAUGAUCUACUGCGGAUGGUGCUAUAAUUUGACAUCUACCUGUUCUCAAGUUCGUUACGAAUUCCUUUCCUUGAUAGUCGGGAACAGAAUGUAUCACAAGAAUGUCGAGAUGUUCUCAGACUGGGCUAGAAGCAGCCCAUUAGCUAUGCAAAAAAUCGUUCAAAGUUUGGGGUUCACAUUCUCUCGUGCCUUCUACAAAAUCGCGGACAAAUUGCCUAGACAUCUAGCAGGCUCUUGCGAUUUACAUCCCCAGCUCAAAGUCAUCUUGGAAAGAAGACACGUGCAAAGUACUAUGCUACUACUUCACAACGAUUCAGAAUCUCAACUUGCUUUGGAAGAGAUCGCUUCAUUCUGGGAAGCUCUUCACCUCUUUCCAAAUGUUCAGAAGAUUUGGGUUCAUGCCAGCGACCUCGAUGACUAUUCGUCCAAUCCACCAACUUUACGAUACGAGAAUCAAGCAAACCUGAUCAUGGAGAUCAUAUCAUUUGCGUUUCCCCAUGUCCUGAGUUAUGAGGCCCACGUUGAUCUAUUACCCUUGUCUCAGCUCAAAAGAUUUCCUGAACUCCGACAUUUGCACUUCUCAGGGUACUCUAAGACUUCUCCGGAAGACGCCCUAUCAAUCCUGCAGUCGCUGAAACAUCUUGACAGCAUCACUAUCUACCAAUUCACAGAAGAGCCUCCUCAAUCACUUUGGUCCGCACCUAAUUUGAUGCCUCUUCAUUCCCAGCACCUGGUUAUGACACCUGAGAUCAUUGCUCAACUGAAUCCUCUGAGAGAUGUCAUAAUCACUUCCGACACAGAUACUAUCCACACAUCCCGGUGGCAUGUGGUCCCGCUUACCAAAUUAAUGAUGGAGGCUUUGCUCGCGCAUUCUCAAUCACUUCGAAGUUUGAAGAUCACACAAAGAUACACCAAUCCACAACUUGAGAGCGAUGUUCUCCAGAUCCUCGAUUUCGCCCACGGCUCCCCCAUUCCUCACGUCUAUCUGGAUUUGACAUUACCGUCAUCCUUGGGACUUUCCAUAGAUCCCAAACACUUCCUUCCGCGGACAAUGGGGAAACGGAUGGAUGGGAGAACUAGUCCGGCAUACUUGAGAGUGGGAACUGGUAAAUAUAUUCCAUCGGAAAGAGAAUUAGAAUGGAGACAGAAAACGUACGCACCGAGGCCAGGUUCCUCAAUGCCAGUACAGGUCCCGGGUACGAGUAUUUAUCUGCCUCUCGAUUCUUUCAUGGAACACUCUGAGGCUUGGUAAGGGGAUACAUUAUGAACAACUGUUUUGGGCCUGUGGUAAACUUGCUGAAUGGAAUGAGUGAUGGAGAGUGUCUUUCCAUUUGCCCAAGCAUCGAACUUUCCUCUUCACCAUCUCAUUUUUCUAUAGCUGGUUGAUCCUUACUGCUAUUGAUUUUUGAUGGUUUUUCUUCUUUCAUGAUUUGGGAUUGGAGAUGGUGAUGAGUGGCAGGAUGGUUCUUUUUGGCGAGCAAAGUAAUGUCUCAUCCAUAACUCAUGUUCAUACUGCGAUGAUCUGUCACUGUCUAAACCUAAACCCAAAUCUUG
Molecule: messenger RNA, 1803 nt
Organism: Mollisia scopiformis
Lineage: Eukaryota; Fungi; Ascomycota; Leotiomycetes; Helotiales; Mollisiaceae
Exons: 1
Coding region: 140-1501 (453 amino acids)
Source: RefSeq, a predicted model, not a curated record